GCGGUGACGUCAAUCGGCUGCCCCUGUGCCUGCGCCGAGGAGACCCCGCAGUGAGCUGCCAACGCCCGGCGGAGCGUCCGAGGUUCUCUUUGGAGUUGAUACUCUAGUAGAUUUCAGCUAUGCAGACGAUCAAGUGUGUAGUAGUGGGUGAUGGUGCUGUUGGUAAAACCUGUCUCUUAAUUUCUUAUACAACAAAUAAAUUCCCAUCGGAGUAUGUACCAACGGUUUUUGAUAACUAUGCUGUAACAGUGAUGAUUGGAGGAGAGCCUUACACCCUUGGCCUCUUUGAUACUGCAGGUCAGGAAGACUAUGAUAGAUUACGACCCCUCAGCUAUCCACAGACAGAUGUAUUUCUGGUCUGUUUUUCAGUGGUCUCUCCUUCUUCAUUUGAAAAUGUGAAAGAAAAGUGGGUACCUGAAAUUACUCACCACUGUCCAAAGACUCCUUUUCUGCUUGUUGGGACCCAAAUUGAUUUAAGAGAUGAUCCCUCAACAAUUGAGAAACUUGCCAAGAACAAGCAGAAGCCCAUAACUCCAGAGACUGCUGAAAAGCUGGCCCGGGACCUGAAGGCUGUGAAAUACGUGGAGUGCUCUGCACUGACACAGAAAGGCCUAAAGAAUGUAUUUGACGAAGCGAUAUUGGCUGCCCUGGAGCCCCCGGAGCCGAAGAAGACUCGCAGGUGUGUGCUGCUAUGAACGUCCCUCCACAGCCCCUUCUGCAAAGCUGGUGUUUGAUGUCAUACUAAAAGCAAUGUUAAAAAUCAAACUAAAGAUACAAAUUUUAAGAUUUGUUUUUGCAAUAAUGACAAAUGCCCUGCACUCCCAUCUCCCCCACACGAUCCCUGUGUGAGAUGAGAAUGUUAGUGUUUAUUCCCCAGUGCCCUCUCAAUUCAGUUAAACUAGUUAAUUUUGAGUAAUUAUGUAUUAUCAGAAGACACUGAUCAUUACUAGUUUUUUAUUUUGUUUAUUGUUUCUAAUUUUUUUUUUUUGUUUAACAUCAAGGCAUGCUCAAUGACUUUUUCUGUAAUAGACUAAUUUUAGGCUGUUUAACUGAAGUCUUGCGCCUUACGUUGGUGUGGCAAGACUGGUUCUGGUUUCUAGACCUUGUAGGGCUGUCCUGCAGCCAGCCAGCAGCCUGGGUAUGAGCAGACUUUAGUCAGGAAAGCAAAAUGUCCCAAGCUGGUGCUCCUCUAAGAAGGAUUGUAGAAAAUACAUCUUCUCUGAAGUUGCCUUGUAUCUUUUUCCCCUGGCUUUUUAACUGUGCAGGUCAUAAGUUUAUACCCAAUCCUCUAAGUUACAAAGCCUUAGGAACAGGAGAAUGAAUUUUUUUUUUUUUUUUCUCGAUGUACCAUCAGACUUGAAACUAACUUGCUGGUCUCUUCCUUAAUCUUUGCCAUCAUAAUCUUUUGGCUCAUGAUGAAGAAAUAACUGCGCCUUUGGAAACACACCUAGCUGGGUCAGUUGGCUUUUAAUGAAUCUACCUUCUGCCAGUCCUUAAUUAUUAGAGAAAUGCUUACAGUGACCAGCACAUACACUGCUGCUUGGACACCCUGAAGGGACCUGGGAUAUGCUACAAUGGGUUUUUGAGCUGGCUCUGAUGGUGCAUCUCUUGCUAAAUGCCUUGGCAUCCUUCAGGGAGGGGUGGAAAGAUAAACCUGUGUCAGUUGAAAGGAAGUGCAGAGGGAGAGGCUUCUGGUGUUUGGUGUGACACCAUAUUGGGACCAGUUGAGGGAACUCCCUUUUUCUCAUGAGUGACCUUGAAACCUGUAAGAGGGGCUCCAACUCCUAAGGAUCGUGUACAGUGUCUCUACACAGACCAUCUGUGGUAUCCUAAGGAUUUUACCAAAAAUAUAUUUUGGUUUGCAAAUUCAAAAAAUUUUAAGACUUAGGGAAUCUCCUCCAUCUUCCAAAAUUUUCAAUUUCUUGUAGACCCAUUAGUGUUGAACCAAUGCUUUUUCAUGUCUAAGUUCUUUGUAUAUGCAUUCUUUUCAGAUGUAUUAAAGUAUCUUCACAAGCCUGCCUGAGGGUAGUUAUUUCCUUUGCCUUUCUCCUGAGUGUGAAGGAGUUGUAAAUAUGGCUUUUAUCCCUUGUGAGUCCAUCUCUCCUCCUUGUGAGCUAGCUUGGGUCUUUCCUUAAUGUCUAAUCCUUGUCAGUCUGCUUCUGGCCUCAGUCCUGUCAAAAUUGCUCUAAUCUUUCAUGCAACAUCUUUGCUGUCAGACCCCUAUUAAGAGAGGGUUUGGUAGUUCUCAACAAAAUAAAUACUCAGUGUGCAUGCUCCCAGAUAGUAAAAGCUGGCUUUUGGGGCUUAUUGGGCUCUUGUACCUCUUCUGUCGAGUUUCUUGUUCCCUGCUCAUGGGCAGAUUGCAGAAAGCCUAAAGGGACAAAUGACAUACUUAUCCCAAAACUGCACACACUUCAUCACACCUUUUUGUUCAUGCUUCAGAAGAAUAGUGAAUUCUUACACUGUUGAUGAUAACUUGUAUUUAUUGUUAAAAUACAUUAGCAAGAGCCUCGCUUUUCUUUUAAGAAGCUGAUUUUUGUGUACUCUAAUCGCAAAUCUUAGUGUAAAAUGUGUGGUUUUUACUUUUCAUAGUGAUUAGUGUUGCUGUUCAGCUUUGCAAUCUAGUUUUAAUUGCUGCCUUCUGUGGGAAGGUUUGGCUGGAACUCUGGGCUUCCUGGAGAAAAUUAUGCUGGUACUUGUUGGUGGCUGUUCUUACAGUUUCUUCACCUUGUAACAGCUAAUUCUAAUUCCUAUGUCUAAACACAGUAGCAAGACCAAGGGAUUGCCUGCAGGAAACUGCCUUGGGCAUGGAGGGAGAGCCCUUUAUGACUUCUUCAGAGUUACCCUGUCAAGCCUUUUCUGUCUUGGAUAUGCCCAAGUGGUCCCUCUGCAUACAUCUUCAUGGCAGUGAUCUCUGCCAGUCCUUUCAGCUAAGCAAUAAAUAAAGUCUGUUCUGUUGAAUCAGGGCUACAAGGUUAAACUUGGCUCUGGAGGGAAUCCAGGAGGUACUAGAUGAUGGAAAAGCAUACUUUUCAAGGAGUGGUGCUGUUUCCCUUCCUCCUAGUGUUGCAUUAGCUUUGCAGAAGUCUGAUAGCUCCCUGGAUCUGCUGGGACAUAGCUGUCCCAGGCCUGUGACUGGUUAAACAAGCUCAAAUGCUCUCCUGCUGUUUCACACUGUGCCUGCUUUUUUCUGGAGUGAGGCAGAGAGGUUUGUCUGAGGCCAGGUGUGGGAGGUGUGCUCUCUCUUGCCAGGUUCUUGAAUGAGCUCUGUGGUGACUGUCUUCUUUCCUGUAUGAAAGCAUGAAAAACUGUCAGAAGCUGGCAAAUCCACCACCUCCUUCCCCUUCUGGAACUGCUACUUUCAGCUCAUGGGAUUGAGGGCACAGGGCUUGAAGGCAGGUGGGAAUAUGUGGCACUUGUUCCAUCCUGAUAUGGCGAACGAGUCUGUAGUGUGAGCUGGGAUUUCCUCAUGUUGCUGACACAGGAUUUGCCUCUGCAGAUGUACUUGAGGCUCAGGGCUGUUGUCCUCUCACCUGUGAGGGCUACUGAGGUACCUGCACAAACAGAACAUGAGGUUUGGACUGGCUGCCUAGCCAGCUGCUACAUAAAAUCUGAGAAACCCAGACUGGUUUGGGAUAGAAGGGACCUGAAAGUCCAUCUCAUUCCACCCCCUCCAUGAGCAGGGACACCUUUCACUAGGCUAGGUAGCUCCAAGCCCUGUACAGCUUGGCCUUCCACAUACUAAUGGAGUCCUGUGUAAAGGGCCAGACAUCUCUGAUGGGAAGAUGCCUGAGAAUUCUGUCAGGCUUGGGCUGGGGGCUGCAUGGAGCUUUGUGUUUUAUUGGCUGGGACACUGCAAUUUCUUAUUAAAAUCUUUGGGUUAUUCAUGCAAGUCUUUUACUAAACAACCACUUCUUCCUACAGAAAGGAUUAGUUUUGUGAUUUGAGGGUUUUGGUUGGCUCUUAUUUUGAACCUCUAGUUCCUAAUGUUAAUCAGGUAGUGAGCAGAGUUCUUGCUUCUGUUGGCUACUCUAAGCAAGGGGCACUUGAUGAGCUGGUUGUUGUCUCUGAAGCAGGGAUCAUCUCUUUUCCCUGUCUGGGCUGUGUGUUCCCACAUGUCCUUCACAUCAGCUCCAUUAAGCUGUACAGGGAGACAGUUACAUUCAGGAACUGCAUGGAAAUGUGACAUCUUGCACCAUAUUUUCCUGCUGAAUUAGUGGACUCUGUUUUUCAGGGUCAAGCUGAUACCAAAAAGAGUGCAAGGGAGGAGGUAGGAAAGCAAAUCUGCUGUAGAGGGUUAGGGAGUAGGUGGGAGCAUGCCCACAGUGUGAGCACUGCAGCUGUAUCAGGUAAAUUCCUGUGUGCUGUGAGGACAAACAGCAUGAAUCCACUUGUUUUCCCACUGUGCUGUUGACAUAAGGAAAUCGGGGACUAAAUAGGGAAGUAGUUAAUGUGGAAAAAAGCCUUGCCUCUUGCAGGGGACAUACUUGCAUCUGAAAUCCAAACCAAGACACUGGACUCCAAGGUUGAUUACUAGUGGGAAGAGUGCUCCAGGGCAGCAGUCACUUUCCUGAGCAGAAGAUAAUUUUAAGCAUACCCUAAGCUCCCUUCCUUGCUGAUUUAGAUGGUAUGUGGAAAUUUUCCACUGUCUGUAAGUUGAUUCAGCUAAUCCUGCUGUUUCUGUACCUUCUGGUGCAGGCAAUAGACUCUGCAUGGCUGCUGUAAUGCCAACUGGUGCUUAAGAUUGUAUUAAACUAGUGCCUGUUUUAUCUUGCCAAGCUUUCCUGUGCUCUACUAUCAUGCUGGAGUCAUGAGCCUUUUCUUGCUCUCCCUUGCCUGUUUCCUAUGGGGCAAUAGGAAACUGUUAUGCCAUGGAAGAAAUGGUACUGUUGAACAUCAGAUAUAGUGAGGGUCAUCUUUACUGCAGUGUUUGGGAGAUCAGUGAGACAGGCUGAGCUCUGCAAGUUCCCCAGAAGGCAGAUUCUUUGGUCAGCUGUGUUCUUCACUCCUCUCCUUCCCAGUGAUGUGCUGGGCAUUAUACAUAGUGUGGCCCUAAUUAAAAUAUGGGGAGGAGGAGAGAUGGGCACAUUUGACAGAACCUCUGAGAGAAGAGCUUUCAGGAGCAAUGGCAUCUUCCCCAACACAACCGAGUCAGCCAGGAUUCUGAGCAGUUGGUUUCAUGGCAUUACACAAACCUGUCACACACCCCCAGUUAGGUGUUCCCUGUGGCCUUGAAGGGCUUUCUGAGGAUUGUAUGAGUUCAUCCGACCUGGGAUGGUUCCCUUUGUGCUUCACUGUCUCUGCCUGGAUUGUGUGUCUAUCCUUCCUUUCCCAAGGGGUUCUCAGAAAGAUUUGACAAUGCAGCUAUGCAGCUGCUUUAGUAUUACAUUGGAUUGAUGUACAAAUCUCCUGAGUUUGCUGUCCUUUCUGUGCUCUGUGUCACAUCCCAGAGUGGUUUUGGAGUGUGCUAGUGGGAUUUGCACUAGAUGAAAUGUAAGUGGAUAUUGCCCUCCAGUAGAGAAUGGAUUUGGGUCAUUGGGGCGUGACUGGAGGAAAUUUGAAGGGCUCCCAAAAUCUCAGCGUUGCUGUUGGGUUGGUUUUGCUUGGUGGAUCUGCUCCUGCUGCUCCUGCUGCUUGCUGCUGCACACAGCUAACAACAGACCAAUGAUUUUGUCAUGUUCCCAAGAGACAGCAGUGUUCUCUGGUACUUGGCCACCAUCUAGGUCUCCAUGGGAGAUGGCAGCAGCUGCUUCCUUUUAAAACCAGACUGAGGGUACUUGCAAGAGCAUUGUCAGCACUGGCCUGACCCAGCCUUCCUGCUGCCUUAACUUGUGUGAACCAGCCUCUCUCUCUCCCUGUCUGGCUCUUUUCCAUGGGGUGCUUCUGGGGUGCUUGGAAGGUGUCUUACUUUGCUUCCCCUGACUGCCCCUACUCCACAUCCUCUGAAAAGCAUUCCUCACUGUUGUUCCUCUUUAAAAAGAUCCAGCAUGACAGAGGAAAUUACUGCUUCAAAAACUGCAAAGAAUAAUCCUGAACUGAUUAAUUUAUGAAUAAACAAGUUCUAGCUACUGAAA
This is a messenger RNA of Sturnus vulgaris (Common starling), 6074 nucleotides long. RefSeq names its product cell division cycle 42 (gene CDC42). The record is from RefSeq and is a predicted model, not a curated record. Gene Ontology annotation, molecular function: GTPase activity; GTP binding. Lineage: Eukaryota; Metazoa; Chordata; Aves; Passeriformes; Sturnidae. Gene Ontology annotation, biological process: small GTPase-mediated signal transduction.